ACAAAGUUAAAUAUAUAUUAAUAUUUCCGAGAUAAAUUAGGCAUGAAACGACGUGAAAAAUCAACGGACGACGAAGAUGAGUCGGAAGUCGACGAGGAAUCCGAGAGCGAAGAAUCUGAGGCCUCUUACAAGAAAUAUUACUUUCUGGGAAUCCCGGUUUAUAAAUUAUCCUACAAGCGGCUGCCGAAGAAAUGUUUGCGGGUCUCUUUUUUCACUAUCAACGCCGCGGUCUUUUUGGCAGGAAUAUCCGCGGUUGUUAUCUCAAUGUGGAUGUUAGCAGACAGUAAGUUAAUGUUGCGUCUAACCGCUCAAAAAUUGUUCGUGACAAUUCUUCUGAUAAUUGGAGCGCUAUCGGCCAUCUUGGCGCUCGUCGGAAUUAUAGCGUUUACGAAAAAGAAGAGAAAAUUUAUAACUAUUUACAUUGUAUGCCAUUCAUUGUCCUUGUGCGUCAUUUUUAUCUGCUCAGUAAUGAGCACGUCAGUUUUCGAACGCAUUACUACAAAAAUUCGCGAAGAAAUGACCGCGACUAUUAUUAAAUAUCAUUCUUUAGAUUGGGUCACCGAGGCUUGGGAUAAUACUCAGCAAUAUUUAAAGUGCUGUGGAAUAAAAUCUUACAAAGACUGGGGAGAAUAUAUGAUGGAAAUUCCUCAAAGUUGCUGUUCUAAAUUAAUGGAACGAUGUCUUCAAAUGUCUCCAGACGUGGCGUAUAAAUCAGGUUGCUUGAAAAAUGCUUACCUGAUGUUGAAAUCAAAUGUUGAUACCGUGACAAUAGCGAUACUUUUUAUUUCAUUUACUACGGGGAUUAGUUUAUUUUUGGCGGUAGGAUUAAAGAAGAAAUUAAAAGCACGGAUGGAUUAUUGACAACAAUUAAAAUACAAAUGAACUUAAAAACGGUUUUCCCUUUUUUUAUUAUCAUAUAUAGAUCAUAUAUUUUUUCAAAACACUUAAUAUAUCGCACUUAUAAUAAUAAUAAUAAUUAAUCAUAUUAAUAAUAAUAAUUAAUAAUUAAUAAUCAAUAGUAUAAAUUAUUGGACAUUUAGCAUUUAAUGUCACAACUGGCAGAUUUUGCUUAAAGUAUUUUUCCGAGC
Messenger RNA from Cotesia glomerata, 1088 nucleotides. RefSeq names its product CD63 antigen-like. The transcript is spliced from 6 exons. Gene Ontology annotation, cellular component: membrane. Lineage: Eukaryota; Metazoa; Arthropoda; Insecta; Hymenoptera; Braconidae. Bases 43 to 861 code for a protein of 272 amino acids. The record is from RefSeq and is a predicted model, not a curated record.